CUAUCUUUUUUUCUUUACUUGUACCGGUGUAGUUCGUAGGACUUAACAUUUCUCGCUUGUUUUGCAGACAUGAACUUCAGAUCUUUCACCAUCCCGAAGAAGACCGGUGCAUCUUCUUCUGCCGGCCCACACACUUCUUCUGUGAGGACUGUUCCAGUCCGACAUGAGACGGUGGAGAUCCACUCUGAGGAGGAAACUCCCCAGACCGGGGAGGCUACCCAGACUGGGAAGACUGAGGCGAAUCCUCCCCCUAACAAGGGGGAAGGGAAGACGAGGACGAAGAAAGCUGCCACUUCUCAUCCAGCGGCGAAGAAGAGGAAGGGAGAAAACGCCCCGGCCAUAGAGUCGUUAGAGGAGCUCUGGGUCAAGAUGGGGCAAAAGCUGAAGGAGGUAAUACUUGUCCGAUGCGCGAGGUUGGCCCAUAACCGGGAGCUUCAAGACCUGACAGCCCGACAACUAGAUGAGAUAGCCAACCUCUCAGCGAUUGCCGGGAGGGCGAACGCAGAGAUCCUCCAGCUGAAGGAGCAGAACACUCAGCUGAUGGGGGAGGUUUCCCACCUGAAGGAGGAGGUGAAGCUGAAGGAAGAAGAGCUGCGCGGUCGAGCCAAGCAAUGGGUGGAGGAGAACUUGGUUGAAGCUGCUCGGGUGCUUACUUCUUCUGAAGAAAGGACCAUGGAGGGCUUCAAGCUGCUAUACCGGGAGGAGCACGGAAAAGAAAUGAUCACUCAGAUCGACUCCUAUGGUUUCAUGUCUGGUCAGAAAAGAGACCGGGAAGCCACGCAUGAGAUAUUGGCUAACCGGGAUCCGAACUUCAAUGCGGAAUCAUACGGCCUGGCCCCCAUACCAGAUUAAGAGCCUUCUCCCCCAUUCUCUCUUGACUGAUCUCCCCGGCUGCGACUGGUUAUCUCUUGUAAUGUUUGGAACAUCUUUAUUUGCCCGGGUAUGCCCGGUGUACUUUGUAAACAUUUGACAUUUAAUUUUCCCCUUUCAAAUGCCAUGUUUAAUUUUCGUACUGGUUAUCUCUGCUC
This is a messenger RNA of Cuscuta campestris, 1028 nucleotides long. The record is from the annotation of a GenBank genome assembly. NCBI's taxonomy places the organism in Eukaryota, Viridiplantae, Streptophyta, Magnoliopsida, Solanales, Convolvulaceae.